AUGGAAGGCCUCAAUGCUUCGGAACAGCGUGAGCUGGCUGCUCGCAUGGAGAAGAAGCAAAUGAAGGAGUUUAUGCAGAUGUACUCUCGUCUCGUGCAGCGCUGCUUCGACGACUGCGUGAACGAUUUCACCACCAAGUCUCUCGUCUCCCGCGAAGAGGGCUGCGUCCUGCGCUGCGUCGACAAAUACCUAAAGAGCUCGGCUCGUCUAGGCGAGCGAUUCCAGGAACAAAACGCCGCGAUGAUGCAGUCUGGGCAAUUGCCAGGGCGAUAA
This is a messenger RNA of Talaromyces proteolyticus, 273 nucleotides long. Its product is annotated as putative mitochondrial intermembrane space translocase subunit Tim9. Bases 1 to 273 code for a protein of 90 amino acids. The transcript has 3 exons. Lineage: Eukaryota; Fungi; Ascomycota; Eurotiomycetes; Eurotiales; Trichocomaceae. The record is from RefSeq and is a predicted model, not a curated record.